Mycosarcoma maydis (corn smut) is the source of this 2007-nucleotide messenger RNA. RefSeq lists its product as uncharacterized. The record is from RefSeq and is a predicted model, not a curated record. NCBI's taxonomy places the organism in Eukaryota, Fungi, Basidiomycota, Ustilaginomycetes, Ustilaginales. Gene Ontology annotation, cellular component: cytoplasm; eukaryotic translation initiation factor 3 complex. The transcript has a single exon. The coding region runs from base 1 to 2007 and encodes 668 amino acids. Gene Ontology annotation, molecular function: translation initiation factor activity. Gene Ontology annotation, biological process: translational initiation.
AUGGUUGCAGACGCAUCCCAGCAGGGCCAAUCCAACGGCGCUGCUUUCAACCAACAGCAGCAGUACCAGCAGCAACAGCAGCGACAGCUUUUCGGUGGAGAAGAAGAGUUUGGUGAUGAGGAGGAGCUAGGUGACGAUGUGGAUCUGGUUGUAGGCGACUACUCUGCUGCGUUUGCCGGUGAGGCUGGCGCUGAGGUCGACGAGGCUCAGGCCGCUGCGCUGGCUGCCGCGCACGCCCAAGCUCAGCAGCAAGCGCAAGCUGCUGCUCUCGCCGCUGUUCCCGACCAGAUCCGCAAGUACGUUGUCCUUUUCAACCAGGCGGUGCAAAUCAACAACGUACAGGACAUUAGCAAUGCUUAUGAAGGAACGUGGAACCGACUCACCGACAAGUUCUACGCGCGAUCCGAGUGGCCUGAAGCCGAGACCAUCGCUCCGCUUGUCAACGACGAUCAGAAGUUCCUGACUCUGUACCGAGAGCUUUGGUACCGUCACGUUUACUCUCGUCUCAGCCCGGACGGUGAGGAUCGCUUCCAUUCGUACGACAACUACUGCGACUUUUUCAACUUUGUUCUCAACAGCGAUGGACCCGUCCAGCUCGAGCUGCCUGCGCAGUGGCUGUGGGAUAUCAUUGACGAGUUCAUCUACCAGUUCCAGAGCUUCUCGCAGUGGAGGAACAAAGUGUCGAACAAGAGCGAAGACGAGAUUGCGCUGCUGCAGGACGGAGGUGUGUGGAGCAGCUACUCGGUUCUCAACGUGCUGUACUCACUCAUCCAGAAGUCGCGCAUCACUGAGCAGCUGGUGGCGGCUAGCAAGGGCGAGGAUCCGGACGAGGUAGCUGGCGAGUUUGGCUCCAAGCCUCUGUACCGCAUGCUCGGAUACUUUUCUAUCAUCGGUCUGCUUCGCGUGCACGUUUUGCUUGGCGACUACACGCUCGCGCUCAAGAUGCUCGACCACAUCGAACUCAACAAAAAGUCGGGCCUGAUCAACCGCGUAACUGCGUGCCACGUUACCGCGUACUACUAUGUCGGUUUCGCCUACCUCAUGCUGCGUCGCUACCCUGACUGCAUCAAGAGCUUCACGCACAUCCUGGUUUUCAUCAUGCGUCUGCGUCAGUACCACACGCGAUCGUACCAGUACGACCAGAUCAACAAGACCGCCGAUCGCAUGUACGCGCUCUUGUCCAUGGCGUGUGCGCUCUGUCCGACGCGCUUGGACGAGAACAUCCAGACGCAGAUGCGCGACAAGUACGGUGACCAAUUCAGCAAGAUGACGCGUCCCGGAGCUGAGGGGUUGGCGGCGUUCGAGGAGCUGUUCAUCUAUGCGUGUCCCAAGUUCAUCACGGCUAAUUCGCCGGCGUACCACGACGAGGAGGCGCUCGUCGAGUACAAGCAAAAAGCGGUCUUCCCGGACCCCACGCAGCACCAGUUGCGCGUCUUCCUUUCCGACGUCAAGACGCAGCUUUCCAACGCCAACGUUCGAUCGUUCCUGCGUCUGUACACGACGCUCGGAACGGACAAGUUGGCUUCAUUCCUCGAAAUCGACGAGGAGGAACUCGUCGAGAUGAUGAUGGUCAUGAAAAACUCGACGCGAUCGCUCAAGUGGAGCAGUGGUUCGCUUCUGCACGGCCAAGUGGUGAAUACGAGCGAUUUGGACUUUGUCAUCGAUACCGAUAUGGUUCAUAUUGCCGAGUCCAGGGUGGGUAGGAGGUAUGGCGAUUGGUUCUUGAGGAACGGUACUAGGAUGCAUGAUGUAUUGAACAACAUUCAGGCCAAGCCGUUGCCGAUUGUGAGCAAGCAGGUGCAGGAUGAGGCUGCGGCGGCGGCUGCCGAGGCAAAGGAUGCAAAGGAUAAGAAAGUCAAGAAUGCUUGGGCUGCUGGAGUCAAGGCUGGUCCACCCGCUUUCUCGCAAAGAUCCGGCGGUGCCGGUAGGUCAUCCGUCAACAAGUCGGCUCCCGCACCAGCCGGCGCUUGGGGUAGCAGCAAGCCUCAACCCUCUGUGACCGCCUAA